Juglans regia (Persian walnut) is the source of this 960-nucleotide messenger RNA. Its product is annotated as probable glutathione S-transferase. Gene Ontology annotation, biological process: glutathione metabolic process. Gene Ontology annotation, cellular component: cytoplasm. Lineage: Eukaryota; Viridiplantae; Streptophyta; Magnoliopsida; Fagales; Juglandaceae. The transcript is spliced from 2 exons. The record is from RefSeq and is a predicted model, not a curated record. Bases 67 to 732 code for a protein of 221 amino acids. Gene Ontology annotation, molecular function: glutathione transferase activity.
UCGAAGAGAAGGAGGAUCAAGAUCUUAGGGAGAGACCACAGUACUACUGCUAGCUAGCUUAUAAAGAUGUCAAUUAAAGGAGAUGUUGUUCUUUUGGACUGCUGGGCCAGUCCGUUCAGCAUGCGGGUGAAGAUUGCAUUGGAGGAGAAAGGUGUGGAACGUGAAGAUAGAGCGGAGGAUUUAUUUGGGGGAAAGAGUGAGCUGUUGCUCAAAUCAAACCCUCACCAGAAGGUGCCAGUUUUGUUGCAUGAUGGAAAGCCCAUAUGUGAGUCCACCAACAUUGUCACCUACAUCGAUGAGGUCUGGCCGACUUCACAACCACUGCUCCCAACUUGUCCAUAUGAAAGAGCUCAUGCAAGGUUCUGGGCCGACUUUAUCGACAAAAAGCUAUUUGAUGCGGGCGGCAAAAUAUGGAGAAACAAAGGAGAGGCGCAAGAGGUGGCCAAGAAGGAGUUCAUAGAGGUUGUGAAGCAGCUAGAGGGAGCCCUUGGGGAGAAGGAUUACUUCGGUGGUGAUUCCUUUGGGUUUCUUGAUAUCACAGCAAUUGCUCUAACAAGUUGGUUCUCAGCGUUUGAGACAUUUGGGGGCUUCAAGGUUGAGGAAUACUGUCCCAAAUUCUCGGCCUGGAUGAUGAGGUGCAUGCAACGAGAGACAGUGGCCAAAGUUCUCCCGGACCCAGAAAAGAUCUAUGAAUUUGUUCUGAUGCUGAAGAAAAUGCACGGCAUUGAAUAGCUAGUGAUCAUGAAAAAUCAAACUGCUAUAUGCAUGCUGGUGCUUAUAUCCGAGUACUCCUUGGCUUUUUCUCCUUUGGCAUAUGUUGUUUUUGACCUUCAGUAGUGUUGUUCUUAAUCAGGUCCUCCAGUUCUCCUUGAAUAUAUAUGGAGGCCGAUUAUAAAUAAGGGAAAAUCAUCAUUUUCCUUGAUUCUCUGUUGCUGCAUGUUUGUGAUAUACUAAAUAAGA